This is a messenger RNA of Ostrinia furnacalis (Asian corn borer), 438 nucleotides long. Its product is annotated as BUD13 homolog. The transcript has 2 exons. Gene Ontology annotation, cellular component: U2-type spliceosomal complex; RES complex. Lineage: Eukaryota; Metazoa; Arthropoda; Insecta; Lepidoptera; Crambidae. The record is from RefSeq and is a predicted model, not a curated record. Gene Ontology annotation, biological process: mRNA splicing, via spliceosome. The annotation marks the transcript as partial. Gene Ontology annotation, molecular function: RNA binding.
UUUACACCUUUUUUUCCAGCCUGAAACAAAUAGAAGCUGAGACUGCACGUCGCGAGGACUUCAUCAAGGAAGCCGCGAAGCCUCUCGCGCGUAUGAAGGGAGACAGAGACCUCGAGAGAAGUCUCAAGGAGAUUGAGCGAGACGGAGACCCCAUGCUCGCUUACAUCAGGGACAAGAAGAGAGAGAGGGGAGAUCUUGGACCAGAAAAACCCACAUACAAAGGUAGCUUCCCUCCGAACCGUUUCAAUAUUCGUCCAGGCUACCGCUGGGACGGCGUCGACCGCUCCAACGGCUACGAAAAGAAGUUCUUUGAAAACCAAAGCAAGAGGAAAGCUCAGGAAGAAGAAGCUUACAAAUGGAGUACCGAAGACUUGUAAUGAUUCAUCAGCAGGUCAUUUAGUCUCCACUCCAGGAGCACGACUCUAAUUUAGAAGCAAA